Sander lucioperca (pikeperch) is the source of this 1090-nucleotide messenger RNA. Its product is annotated as retinal guanylyl cyclase 2-like. The record is from RefSeq and is a predicted model, not a curated record. The transcript has 6 exons. NCBI's taxonomy places the organism in Eukaryota, Metazoa, Chordata, Actinopteri, Perciformes, Percidae. The annotation marks the transcript as partial.
CUCUCUCGUUCGAGAUCAUCAGCACUUUCUGUGGCGUAGCGUUCGUUUGAGGAUUUAUUUUCGACUGGAACUGACGGUUUUCUUUGGACAGAUGAAUCUUUGAGACAGAAGGUUUCCAGGAUGCAACUUCCCAGGUGGUUGCCAGGGGCCUGUCUGUGGUUGCUAUGCGUCUCAGAGGUCUGGACAGCAACAUUUAAGCUGGCUCUGAUUGGCCCGUGGUCAUGUGACCCCAUGUUCUCCCGGGCGAUGCCGUCGGCGGCGGCCAACCUGGCGUUGUCACGGUUACGUAGCGACAUGGGUAUGAGCCGAGGAUACUGGUAUGACGUCAAACUGCUGGACGAGAGCUGCUCCGCCUCCAAAGCGCUGACGGACCUCGGGAACAUGGAGGAUUACGGCCACGCCUACAUCGGGCCCUUUAACCCCGCCCUCUGCCACGCUGCCUCCCUAUUCGCUCAGCACUGGGAGGCGGGCCUUGCCUCGCCAGGCUGUCUGGAUGCUGAUUGGCCGAACCUGCCGCCCAUCACGCCGCCCAGCAGGGUUCUGUUCACCGUGCUGCGGUUCUUCCGCUGGGCGCACGUCGCCGUGGUCUCCGCUCCAUCCGACCUAUGGGAGAGCACCGGACAGGAAGUGGCCUCGGCGCUCCGAGCUCUGGGCCUGCCGAUUGGUCCGGUGGUUACCAUGGAGACAGAGAGCAAAGGCGGACCUCGGGAGGCGCUCAAAACUAUCAGAGAAGCCGACAAGGUCAAAGUGGUGAUAAUGUGCAUGAGCUCCAUCCUGAUUGGUGGACAGGAUCAGGAAGAGCUCCUAUUGGCUGCUCUGGACAUGGGGAUGGUUUCCGACGGUUACAUCUUUAUUCCGUAUGACGCCCUGCUGUACGCCAUGCCGUACCAGAACACAGUAUUUCCUCAGCUGAGCAAUAACACGAAGCUUCGUCGUGCCUACAGCGCCGUGCUGACUGUUACCAUGGCGUCGGACCAGAGUUUCUACGAAGCUUUUCGCCAGGCUCAAAUAAGCCGAGAGAUUCGCUCUGCUGUGGCUGCUAGUGAGGUAAAUACACAACUGCUACUACACAACUACUACUACACAACAC